Girardinichthys multiradiatus is the source of this 2030-nucleotide messenger RNA. It is a transcript of the gene tmed2, whose product is annotated as transmembrane p24 trafficking protein 2. Gene Ontology annotation, biological process: intracellular protein transport; endoplasmic reticulum to Golgi vesicle-mediated transport; Golgi organization. The transcript is spliced from 5 exons. The coding region runs from base 175 to 798 and encodes 207 amino acids. The record is from RefSeq and is a predicted model, not a curated record. Gene Ontology annotation, cellular component: Golgi apparatus; COPII-coated ER to Golgi transport vesicle; endoplasmic reticulum-Golgi intermediate compartment. NCBI's taxonomy places the organism in Eukaryota, Metazoa, Chordata, Actinopteri, Cyprinodontiformes, Goodeidae.
GGGUUUCCGUUCAAUAAACCGUACGUGGCAGUCAGAGAACGGAACACGGCCGUAGAGAGUGUUGCGCCUUCGCUGUUCCAACUGUCCACUCCCAGAAAAGCUGCAUUUUUACAGGCUAUUCUGUAAAAAGGACAUUGUUAAUUUGUUUUGCGUCCUCAGCACACCUUUUAAAUUAUGUUUACCGCGUCAGAGUUAGUUGUCUUGCUGGGCGUCCUGUGUGCUACAGCAUCCGGCUACUUUGUUAGCAUAGAUGCUCAUGCUGAGGAGUGCUUCUACGAGCGGGUCAACUCCGGCACGAAGAUGGGCCUCAUGUUCGAGGUUGCCGAGGGAGGCUUCUUGGAUAUCGAUGUAGAGAUAACAGGGCCUGAUGGUAAGCAGAUUUACAAAGGGGACAGAGAGUCCAGUGGAAAAUAUUCUGUGGCCGCACACAUGGAUGGAACCUACAAGUUCUGCUUCAGCAACAAGAUGUCCACCAUGACACCCAAGAUCGUCAUGUUCACCAUCGACAUUGGGGAGGCACCUAAAGGCCAAGACAUGGAGACAGAAGGUGGUGACAGCUGGGAUGCUCAUCAAAACAAACUGGAGGAGAUGAUCAACGAGCUAGCUGUUGCUAUGACUGCAGUGAAGCAUGAGCAGGAGUACAUGGAGGUCCGCGAGAGGAUACACAGAGCAAUUAACGACAACACAAAUAGCAGAGUGGUCCUGUGGUCCUUCUUCGAAGCUCUCGUUCUGGUGGCUAUGACACUUGGACAGAUUUACUACUUGAAGAGAUUUUUUGAAGUGCGACGAGUGGUGUAGUUUCCUAAAUCCAUCCUUGUGUGUCCUCCACUGUUUUCUCCAACACCAAGACAGUUAUUUACACUCUGAAAGACAAGACUGGCAGUUUUGAGAAAAGCCAACACAUGAUUUGAUGUCACGUUUUUCUGUUAGUUCUUUUUUUUUUUUUUUUUCUGUUACCUGCUUGAUUCUCUUCUAAAUUGUAUGUUUGGAAAUGAAUGGCCAAAAAGGUUUGCCAUAGAUUUCAAAUGUUUUAGUUUUUCCUUCUCUUCUAGGUUUAACAGGUUUUUGUCAAAGUUUGAUAAUUAUAGUUUAGCACCAGUUACUUGCUAGUACACCUUUGUGCUAGUGACUGAGGCUUCUGCAACAGCUAGACAAGAAUGCAUAGAAAUGGACGGGCAUGUAUGGAGUCACCACAGGAGAAUCAUAUUUAAAUGGGCUAAAAAUGAAAUUGGAAACCAGUAUCUGAGGGGCAGAGAGCUGUUUCUAGUGUCAAAGUUCACUGCCCUCAAGCAACUAAUUGCACUCCUCGUGUGUAAGUCUGAAGAAUUCACAUUGCAGCUGGUCUUUUAUGAAAAAUGAGACAACCUCUACCACUGUCAGUGGAUUGAAACCGAAACAGGCCAAGGGAGGCUUCAGUGGACAUUGUUUUCUUGGAGGUUUGUCCUUGCUCCCUGUGUACUUAAGAAAAACCUGACCAGGCCACUUGUUUGAGUAUAUAGUUAAUUUUUACACAAUUGAAAACUUGACUGCAUGAUGAUGAUGAGUUGAAGGGGGGUAAGAUUUUAACUAAACUAUUUGAGUUACAGCUCCAAGACAAAAAGUGAAUGAAUACUGAAAUCCACAUUACAUGUUGAUUGGGGGUGGGGCAGGGGUGAGGGUUUGUACAUUUAAUUUUGGUGUUUUUAGUUGCUUCUACAGUUCUUGUCAGGGUUUAGGUUUUACUAGGAUACUAGUUCAAACAAUUUUCUAUAUUUUAUUUCUGGAGCAUUUUGAGUAGCAUGCAGCUGUCAGGAGGAUGCCACUGUGUAAAGCCUACAUAUGUGGCAGUCACUGUGAGUGUUGCAUGUAACCAAAUAUGCUUCAGUUUUGUAUUUAAAUUCUUUGGCAAUCUCAGGCCGGUAGCCUGCUCUGGACACAGCGUCUUUUUUUGCAAUUGCAACAAAAUCUGCUUCAUGGGUCUGUACAAAUGUAGGAUGGCUCUCUGUGGAAAAAAAAUGCCCCAGGUUUCAUAAUAAAGCCAAUAUUCUGUA